UCCCUCACCUUGUGCAUUUAUUAAGUGCUUGCUGUGUGCAACACACUGUGCCAGGUGCUUCCCUCAGAACAGUGCUGUGGGCAGGCAUGAGAAUGAAUCCCAGCCUUGUAGAUGAGAAAUGUCAGGCUCUGAGGUUCCAAGGUCGCCCAAGGUCACUCGGCCAGAGCGGGCAGAUGUGGGAUUCAGUCUCAGGAGAGCCCAAGUCACACAUCCCUCACCCUUCCCGCCCACCUCCCUGCCCUCCCUGUCAGUGACCCCGGGAUCCUUCCCUGAAGACUUUAGGAGGUCCCUGUGUGCAAGGCACAGUGCCAAGAGUGGAAAUCUAACUCACCCGUAGCUUUGGCAAAACCGAGCUGAUCCCAAAGCACGAUGUUCCUGGGCUGCAGGACUGAGCACAGGUGCGAAGAGAUGCAGAAUGACUUUUAUCGGCCUUGGGCUCCUCUUGAGGUCAGCUUUGCCAGCUCUUUUCACUGGAGGGCAGACGGGAGAGGGUAGCUAGCCCCAGGCCCCUAACUCAUAAGCACCAAGGGCCUGACUAUUUAUACUCCUCCAUGGCUGCAUGUCUGUAAGACGUGCCUCUGCAAGAAGCCACUGGCCCCAAGUAGCAAACCCCCUGUGUCCCUAUCUCUCAGUUUGAGCCACUUGAAACUGACAUAUGUGUGGUUCAAAAAUGGUUGCUUAUCAGCCAUUUUAUGUGGUUCCACUUAAACAUCAUUAAGGUCACAGCCAGACGUCCUCUCUGAGAAAAGGGCAUUGCAGCCUAAAGCAAACAACACAUAGACUUUCCCUCGGGUUCAGAGCUCCAUCCCAGCCUGAGACGGCCCAGGUCAGAAAGCCUUGGCCAGCUUCAUCCUGGAAGAGUCUGAGUAAGAUGCUGACAUGGGCCAGGACGCAAAGCAGAGGCUGAGAAGGGAGGAGCAAAGCCCCGGCUGGGUGGGCUCUCACUUUGGCAGACACCAUCUCGGUAAAACCAACAAGGAAAGGAUGCAGCGGGGUGUGGACACUCCCUUGGUUAAAGAAGCAAGAGUUCGCUUUUAGUUGCAUGGGGAGGGAGGCAGUGACAGCCAGGAGGUGUGUUCUGAAUACACCUGGGGUUUCUAAGGGGCCUGUCUGUGGUGUCACAAGGAAGAGGAGCAGGCCCCAGAGGACCAGAGCGAAAGUGCUACCCUUGCAGCCUCUGGAGUGAAUGAGGAGCCCUCACCAUGCCCACCCACUUCCCUGAGCCGAUCUCGGACGAUUUUCAGUACGAUGAGUCUGCAGAAGCCUGUAACAUGGAGGACAUCGUGGUCUUUGGGACUGCCUUCCUGUCCGUGGUCUACUCCCUUGUCUUUGUGUUUGGCCUGGUGGGAAAUUUGCUGGUGAUCUUUUCCCUCAGCAACAGCCGGAAGCGCAAGAGCAUCACCGACAUUUACCUCCUGAACCUGGCCUUGUCCGAUCUGCUUUUUGUAGCCACUUUGCCCUUCUGGACUCACUAUCUGAGAAGUGAACAAGGCUUUCACAAUGCCGUGUGCAAACUCACCACUGCCUUCUUCUUCAUCGGGUUUUUUGGAGGCAUCUUCUUCAUCACCAUCAUCAGCAUCGAUAGGUACCUGGCCAUUGUCCUGGCCGCCAACUCCAUGAACAACCGGACUGUGACGCACGGCGUCACCAUCAGCCUGGGCGUCUGGGCAGCAGCCAUCUUGGUGGCAGCACCCCAGUUCAUGUUCACAAAACAAAAAGAAAAUGAAUGCCUUGGUGACUACCCCGAGGUCCUGCAGGACAUCUGGCCCGUGCUCCGCAAUGUAGAAGCAAAUGCUCUUGGCUUCCUGCUCCCGCUGCUCAUUUUGAUCUACUGUUACUUCAGAAUCAUGCGGACGCUGUUCUCCUGCAAGAACCGCAAGAAAGCUAAAGCUAUUAAACUGAUCCUUCUGGUGGUCAUCGUAUUUUUCCUCUUCUGGACACCCUACAACAUCAUGAUUUUCUUAGAGACGCUCAAUCUCUACGACUUCUUUCCGGAUUGUGACAUGAAAAGGGAUCUGAAAUUGGCCAUCGGUGUGACCGAGACAAUAGCAUUUAUCCACUGUUGCCUCAAUCCCAUUAUCUAUGCCUUUGCUGGAGAGAAGUUCAGAAGAUACCUUUCCCACCUGUACAGGAAAUGCCUGGCUGUCCUGUGCUGUUAUUCUGUAGACACCGGUUUCUCCCCGCCUGAGUCACAAACAGGCAGGCGGGAAAGCAUUCUGAGCAGCAAUUUUACCCACUACACCAGUGAUGGAGAGGUGUCCCUCCAUGUCUGAAGGGAUCCCCAAAGCCUCCUCCCUACAGAGAGCCUGGAGUUUCUGAAUCUGACACAGAAGAAUGAGGACAGAUUUUUUUUGUUUCUUACAAGCAAGAAAUGAUGGACCCAAUGCCUAAAAAAACAACCCUAAGAUGUUUUUGAGAAUUGUGCUCAAAAUUUGAAAGAUAAAGGGUGGGAAUAUUUCUUAUUGCAAAUGUCAAGACUCUUUUGUUUACAAAUGACGAAAAUUCAACUCAGACUAGCUUAGCUAAAAAGGAAGUGGUGAGUAUUGUUCACACAGCAGCAUGGACGGGGGUGGCUGAGCCCUCAGAGUGUGUGGAAACCAGGGCUUGAAUCUAGCUAGAAUUUCCUCUCUCUGACUCUCAAAUAUCCCGGGGUGACAGAGCUCCCAGAUUCGCAUAAUGCAGCUUUGUUAUCAGAGAGGGACUGAGACCCAUUCCUCUAGGGUCUCAAGGUCAAAAUUCCUGGGGAAGGGCUCUGAUUAGCCAAGUUUGUAUCAGAUGCCCAUCCCUGGACCAGGUGGUGGUAUCCAUAGGCAAGGGAUAGAUAAGAUGGCAGCUUCCAUUCCAAACUCAUGGUUAGAGGUGCAAGAAGAUGUAUUUCCAAGAAGCUGGAGGGGUGGGUGCUGCCCACCAACUUCACCAUGUGUCUGGCUCAGCCUCGCCUUGAUCAUACCAGCCAGCACUUACUGCCAGCCUCCUCUUCCUUAAACUCCCUUCUAUCGUGUCCCCAAACCUACAAAGGUUUCCCGGUGCCUGCUGCAUCAAAUUCAAACUUAAAUGCCUGACCUCUGAGACCCUCCAUCAUGUGGUCCCACCAACAGGUUCCCCAUUGUCUCCCAUUCCCAAAGGACUGCACCUACCCUGUCAGCCAGGUCUCUCCCAUCUGACCUCAUGCGUCUCCACCUGCUUCCAGACCCAGAGGGAGAAAUAGAAAGAACCCUGGCCCAAACUAAGAAGGGAUGAUUUCUAAUCUCAACUCUAUCACUUACCCACUGGUUGGCUUAGGGCCAACUGAGCUUGUUUCCUCAUCUGUAGAAUGGAGAUAAUACUUCUUUUUCAGCUAGAGAGCAUCCUUUCCAGCAUGAAGAACCAGCCACCAACUUUUGCAGGUCCCAACCCUCUUGUCUGGUUCCCAGACUUCAGCUUUCCCCCUACCUGGCACUUAAGCAGUAGUGUUGACAGAGCUUGGAGGAGACUGCAGGCUCUGCUGUGUAAUGUAGCCCAGACACAGAGGAGGCUGGUCCCUACCGUGGCACUCAGUGGACACUCCUGGAUGUGAGAUUGAUAGCCUUCCCUGACCCAACCCUCCCAGACUGCCUUGAACGUUCCCUCCCAAUCACCUCAUGGCAAGCCCCCAUCCAUCGGGAGAGAACCCCCAACGUUCAUGCAACAGUCGAUGUGGAGAGCCAGGGUCACAAGAGCAGCUUUCUGUUUUCAGUAAACAUUUGAGAUGUUCUAAAACUUCAAAGCUUGAAGAACAAUUGUAACAAUGCUAAAGAAAGUGUCAUCUAUAACCUAACCAUACAACAUUUCCAUUUGCCCAUCCAGACCUUGCUCAUCCCCUCACGUGUUUAGAGUUGUACUCAUAAUGUACAAUUGUAUAAUCUGCCACAAAUGGCUCUCUGUUUCCAUAGGGUUUUGCAAGGAGCAUUUCAGAAGACUUUGCCAGGCUGUGUAUUCAUUGAAGGCAUCUGACUCCUUGCUCUAUUUCUGAUGCCUCCUUGGCAGUCAGCAUGUUUGUUUAACCAAUGAGAGAAUGAAUCAUGUUUCAUCAAGAUCACGUACUGUAAUUUGCUCACCAUUACUCUGUUGAUAAAUGUUUCACUUGUUUGCAAUAUAUAGCAAAUACCUAUUUUAAAGCACUUUUGUCUGUGUAAUUUCCUCUCUCCUCUUCAAUUAUUUCCUUUGGGUAAUAAAGACAUCUGACCUGA
Messenger RNA from Equus caballus (horse), 4208 nucleotides. NCBI's taxonomy places the organism in Eukaryota, Metazoa, Chordata, Mammalia, Perissodactyla, Equidae. The record is from RefSeq and is a predicted model, not a curated record.